Molecule: messenger RNA, 624 nt
Organism: Punctularia strigosozonata HHB-11173 SS5
Lineage: Eukaryota; Fungi; Basidiomycota; Agaricomycetes; Corticiales; Punctulariaceae
Product: flavo protein
Exons: 5
Coding region: 1-624 (207 amino acids)
Biological process (GO): coenzyme A biosynthetic process
Cellular component (GO): phosphopantothenoylcysteine decarboxylase complex
Molecular function (GO): phosphopantothenoylcysteine decarboxylase activity; FMN binding
Source: RefSeq, a predicted model, not a curated record
AUGCCGCCUUUCGUCGCCUCCGCCGAGCGCACCGACGGCGCCGUGCACGUCCUGCUGAUCACGACGGGCAGCGUCGCGUCCAUCAAAGCGCCCCUCAUCGUUUCCGAACUGCUCUCCUACACCAACGUGAAGGUGGAGGUCGUCGCGACGACGCCGUCCACGGUGUUCUUCGACGCCGGUGCGAUCGCUAGCGCGGGCUCGCGCGUCUGGCGGGACGAGGACGAGUGGAAAGCGGGCUUCAAGAUCGGCGACCCCAUCCUGCACAUUGAGCUCCGCCGCUGGGCGGACGUCGUCCUCGUCGCACCGUGCUCCGCGAAUACGCUUGCCAAGAUCGCAGGCGGUAUUUGCGACAACCUUGCCACGUCUCUGCUACGCGCGCUAGCGCCGACGACACCGACGUAUGUCUUCCCGGCGAUGAACACGCUCAUGUACGAGCACCCGCUGACGGCGGAGCAUCUGCGCGUCGUGCGCGAGGUGGUGAAGUACACCGUGGUCGGGCCUAUAGGUAAAGGGCUCGCCUGUGGAGACGUCGGACUCGGUGCUAUGACGGAGUGGCGAGAGAUCGUGCAGAUCGUUGUAGACAGGUUCGGGCUGCAGAAGAGACAAGCUGCUGUCGACGGUUGA